Pseudoliparis swirei is the source of this 2131-nucleotide messenger RNA. It is a transcript of the gene mmd, whose product is annotated as monocyte to macrophage differentiation-associated. Gene Ontology annotation, molecular function: pore-forming activity. Lineage: Eukaryota; Metazoa; Chordata; Actinopteri; Perciformes; Liparidae. Gene Ontology annotation, cellular component: membrane. The transcript has 7 exons. The coding region runs from base 380 to 1099 and encodes 239 amino acids. The record is from RefSeq and is a predicted model, not a curated record.
UCCAGUGGCGCGGCUCGGCGGGGGGGAGGUACCCGGCAUUCACCGGUGUUCGCGGGGGUCUUUUUUUCGGUUUGUCCCGGCAGCCGCUGGCCCUCAUGGAUGUUUCCAGCUUGAAGAAGAGACAGUGAGCCGGCGUUUUGUAACAGAAUGCUGCUAAGAAAAAGGCUAAAAUGGUGCCUUUGUAGCGGGGGUAUUGGCGCUUCCGGUGCCUUGUAGCUGGAGCUAAGCUAAUGCUAACGCGCCACCGUUGGAUUCCGUUGGAUUCCGUUGGUUUCCGUUGGUUUCCGUUGGUUUCUCAGGGCGUUUUUUUUUUUUGCUGGCGGUUUAUUAAAUAUUAUUUUAUUUAUUUAUUUUACACGUGGUGGAAACGGGCUCUGAAAUGAAGAGGGUGAACAUCUUUCAGAGGUUCAUGAACAGACGGGCCUCCGCUAACUGCCGCUACCAGCCCACCUGCUACGAGCACGCCGCCAACUGCUACACCCAUGCAUUCCUCAUCGCGCCGGCCGUCGUGGGCGUGGCGCUGCUGCACCGGCUGUCGGACAACGGCUGGGAGAAGAUCACCGCCUGGGUGUACGGCGUGGGGCUGUGCGCCCUCUUCCUGGUGUCCACCGUGUUCCACAUCAUCACCUGGAAGAGGAGCCACAUGAGGUCCAUGGAGCAGUGCUUCCACAUGUGUGACCGCGUGGUCAUCUACUUCUUCAUCGCCGCCUCCUACACGCCGUGGCUGAACCUGCGUGAGCUCGGCCCUCUGGCGGCUCACAUGCGCUGGUUCGUGUGGCUCAUGGCGGCGGCCGGCACCGUCUACGUCUUCAACUACCACGAGAAGUAUAAACUCGUUGAGCUGGCCUUCUACCUGAUGAUGGGUUUCUUCCCGGCGUCGGUCGUGACGUCAAUGAACAACACGGACGGCCUCCAGGAGCUGGCGUGCGGCGGCCUCCUCUACUGCCUCGGCGUGUUCUUCUUCAAGAGCGACGGCGUCAUCCCCUUCGCCCACGCCAUCUGGCACGUGUUCGUGGCGCUGGCCGCCGCCGUGCACUACUACGCCAUCUGGAAGUACCUGUACAGGGCCAGCGGCCCGGACGCCCUCCUCCAGUUGUGACCACGGGGCCGUGGGGGGGGGGGGGGGGGACACCGACUCCGACUCCCUCACAGCCGUGAAGUUUACGCAACUAAUGACCGUGAAGUGUUUACCGUUUUUUUUUCUUCCAACGAUCAAAAAGCUGUUUUGUACGACUUCAAACUGAACGGAGGACGUUUGACUUUGUACGAUGAACUUUGUCACUUUCCGUAUUCGAGGGGAUUUGAUAGCGAGUCCUUUGUAUCGUUUUGAAAGGGGUCACAUUCCUCUGGGGGGGGGGGGGUCAGAACCAUCUGAACACGAGUGGAGGAGGAGUUAGGUGCGAAGAAUCCAAUGUUUCCAGAAACGGGCAAAUCCAAAUUGUGACUUUGCUUUUGAUAAAUAAAUGAAUAAAAGAACCAAAGAUUUAGUUUACAAAACAACUUUGGAGACGAUUGGAGUAAAAAUGAGGAACGCCGGCAUCGAGGAGGCCGACGGGUUCUCCGGGUCCAGAGUUAUCCUCCUUUUCUUUUGGGAAUCUCUCUCCUCUGAUUCCAUCGUCAUCUGAUCCACUCGUGCUUUGUGACCUUUUCCUUUUUCCCUGUCCAAAUCGCAGUCCUGAGGCCUCCACCGCUCCUCCUCCUCGGUGUUUAGCGCCCCCUGCUGGUGGCCAACAGCGUUUCACGUGAGCUCAAUGAGCCAAACCGAUGAGAGAGAAUCGGUUUGUUGAACGCGAGGAGAAACUGUCGCGCUCCACGUCGUUAUUCACGUGAGCGACCUGGUCCCUGGUCCGGUGUCACGUCUCCACCGGUCCCCCACCGGGACCGACGGUUCGACUCUGGAUUCAGAAGCUCGUCUUUAGUGAACUUUAUGUCCCCGUGUUUGAUCUCCGAGCGGAGCGAGUGCACAUUUCUAACUUCUUCAUAACCACUGAGUGUUUUGGAAUGUUUAUAUCUUCUGUUCAUUUUCCUGGAGAAGAAACUUCUCCACUGGGCGUCAAUGGUGCUGCUGACCCAGACCCCCCCCCCCCCCAGUGCACCUUCUGAUGUCACAAUAAAAACAUGAAGACCCCAA